Molecule: messenger RNA, 1908 nt
Organism: Cyclocybe aegerita
Lineage: Eukaryota; Fungi; Basidiomycota; Agaricomycetes; Agaricales; Hemipholiotaceae
Source: the annotation of a GenBank genome assembly
AUGGUUCGAAAGUGUCCUCAAUACCAUAACGACGAGCUGUUGCCAGAGACGACUUCGCGUACUUCGGCUCUCCUUCUCGGGAAAGGAAAUGCACCAGGACCUCAGCACCAGCUAGCGCUCAUCUACUCGUUGUGUCUCUCAGCGUAUGGCGGCAUUGUCGACGACAUAAUCGAUGCUAUAAAACAUGCAGCGACUUGUAAUGGAUGCCACACCCUCCUCGGUUUGCUUUCAGGACUCGCCUACUCGGGCGACAGCACCUUUUCCAGCACUAUGGCCACGGCAUGCAAGAGGCUUCAUGCCCAGGAUGAUGACGUCUGCGACGGCGUUAUGAGCCAGCAGGGGCCCAUCCUCGCGCACGAUCUGCGUGCAAUAUCUCUAUUCAGCCAAACGUCUACGAAGCUGUGCAAUGCCCUCGUCGGGCUCUGCGAAAACCCUGCCGUGAACAAAUACAGAGUUCCCUUCCCCAAGCCGGCUCCAGCCCACCCAAGGGUCUUCACUUCGAGGGGACGACUUCCCAUCAAGGUGGUUCAUUUCAGCGACGUCCAUAUUGAUCGUUCGUACACGACGGGGUCCGAAGCCAAUUGCACCAAGCCGAUCUGCUGCAGGAGGUUCCCAGACCAGACAGGAUCUGUCCAUGUCGCGGCAGGGCCGUUGGGGAGCCACGGGUGUGACGCACCGGCUUCGCUCGCGCAGUCGAUGCUCCUAGCUAUUGCUGGAGAGAAUACUAAGUUCUCAAUCUUUACCGGGGACGUCGUCGAAGUUGCGCUAUGGGAUAUCGACAAAGCGGAAGCCACCUCCGACCUAAAAGAAUUCAAUAGAGAAUUGUCGUCAUUACUCAGGUCGCCCAUAUUCCCUGUCAUCGGAAAUCACGACGUCACCCCUGUUAACAGCUUCCCAAGGAAUACGACGAAGGGUCAGAGCUCUCAAUGGGUAUACAACACUCAGAGCUCUGGGUGGGCGUCCUUGAUCGGAGCCAACGCCGCAAACCAGGUCAAAGGGGAUUCCGGGAGCUACGCGUCUGUCGUCCCUGGAACGAAACUCAGGAUAAUUUCGCUGAAUACGAUCUAUUGGUACAAACUUAACUUCUGGCUCUUUGACACCAACGCCACCCAGCCCGACCCGAACGGAGUCCUCUCCUUCAUGGUCCGACAGCUCCAAGAAGCCGAGGACGCCGGUCAACGCGCGUGGAUCAUCGGACACAUGCCACCCAGCAGCGGCGACGCGCUGUACGACCAGUCGAACUACUUUGAUCAGAUCGUCCAGAGAUACAAGAACACAGUUGCGGGUCAAUUUUAUGGGCAUUCGCAUCAGGAUGAGUUUGCUAUUGCGUAUGAAGAUUACAAGAGGCAGACGGCAGAGACGGCGGACAGCAUCGCGUGGAUCGUCCCGUCUUUGACUCCGAGACAGUCCGACCCGGCAUUUAGGGUGUACGAUGUCGAUCCCGACACCUAUGAGGUCAUGGAUUCUCGCACUUUCAUCAGCGACAUGUCCGAUCCCAACUUCCAAGUGUUCCCCGUCUGGAAGCAGGAAUAUAGCGCUCGUGCAACCUAUGGACCCGCCAUCGGCGGCUGGCCGUCAGACAAACCGCUGAACCCUGCAUUCUGGCACAAAGUGACAGAGGCGUUCGAGAAGCACGACACUUUAUUCCAGAAGUUUCACACGUUGAAGACGCCAGGUGGAAAGAUUACCCCCUGCGAAGGGGAUUGCAAGAAGGAGACAAUAUGCAACAUGCGUGCUAUGCGUGCGGAGAAUGGAUGUCAUCCGGCAAAGCCUGGGUUCAACUUCGAGCGCAGGGCUGAUAAUAACUCAACUUUGGGGCAUAGCCACCUCGAUAAUCAUUGCGAAGGCUUUGGCCUAUCCCACAUUUUCAUGCAGAUGAUGACUGAAGCUCAAAAGAUUUCGACGUGA